Messenger RNA from Selaginella moellendorffii, 1299 nucleotides. RefSeq names its product GDSL esterase/lipase 6. The transcript has 4 exons. The coding region runs from base 1 to 1299 and encodes 432 amino acids. NCBI's taxonomy places the organism in Eukaryota, Viridiplantae, Streptophyta, Lycopodiopsida, Selaginellales, Selaginellaceae. The record is from RefSeq and is a predicted model, not a curated record. Gene Ontology annotation, molecular function: hydrolase activity, acting on ester bonds.
AUGACGAGGUGGUCGAGGAUCUUAGUGUUCGUGGUUGAAAUCUUGGCUCUCUGCGUGUGCGUGUAUGGGAGGUCGAUUCCUCAACUGAGGACUAUCUACAUGGGAGAUUCAAUCUUCGACGUGGGCACAAACAAAUAUGUGAAGGAUUCAGUUUCGCGCUGUGAUUUUGUGCCAUAUGGGGAGACGAGGUUUAGAAAGCCAUCCGGAAGGUGUAGUGAUGGGUUUAUAAUUCCAGAUCUGAUAAACAAGGCGAUAGGUUUGCCCUUUUCAAGACCAUUCUUGGGCUUGAAAGCUGGGAGUCAAUUUCCACUAAGCAUCAACUUUGCUUCAUACGGCAGUGGUUUACUUGACUCGACUCACUCGGACUGGGGCGUUGUGUCAUUUAACGAGCAACUUAAGCAGCUUGGGCAACUCUCCAAGAAGAAUCUCAAUCUCAAUGAUUUUGUGGUUGUGAUAUCUUCUAGUGGGAACGAUAUUGCAGCAAAUCUUCAAGACAUAGCUAAUGUUGACUUGAAAGCAAUGUUAACAUCACUCGAGAAGGGCUUACAAGAGCUGUACAAUCAUGGAUUUCGGAAGACUAUCUACUCUAGUGUUGGGGCACUAGGAUGUUCGCCUAUUGUGACUUCCGGAGGGAGAUGUGUGAGUGAGAUUAACAAUCUGGUGGAAGAAUUCAAUAUACAAGCUCGGGAGAUUGUUUUGGGGGUGGCAAAGAAGUUUCCAGGGAUGAAAGGAGCAUUUGUGGAUGGUUACUCUUUGAUUAAAUCAUAUGUGGACAAUCCAAAGAGGUUUGGAUUUAAGAAAGCUGGUGGUUGUUGCCCCAACUGCCUUUCACAAAAGAACACAUUUAGUGGGUUGUGCAAGAAUCCAAGAAUUCAGGUUGUUCUUGCGCCAGGCAGAGAAAGCACAAGGCCAGGGUUUAAAGAAAGCAGCACGUAUGCAGCCGUUGCACAGCGCAGCACCAUGGCUGGGCUAAGUUAUCGUUUCCGAGUGACCUUACCGCCACCAUUGGCCAUGAAAGCCACGUACAGCGCUCGCAACAGUAGUAUUUGUUGCAAGCAGCUUUUGCUGCUGCUGCUGCUGCUGCUGCUGCUACUGCUGAGGUCGCUUUCGCUCCGCCCCAAAUCGAUUCCAACCAAGCGAGCAAGGGCGCGCAGGGAAACAUCUAAGACGUGCUUGCAAGCGGUCUUGGAAGUCUCUCGUGGUCAAGACGAGUUAAUGGCGCUGGAAAGAGAUGGCCACGGUUUAGAAGGGGAUCGGUCGCAGCUCGCAGCUUGGUUCAAAUCUCAUGUGCUGAACUAG